UUGACACUAUUAUCCCACUAGCUUCAAAAUCAUCCCAGCUUUUCUGUUAAAACAAUUCUUUUUCUUUCUCCAUCUCCAUCUCUUCAUCUCUUGUGACCAACUGGGAGCAGAAAGAAACGUCUCUGUUCAAACAUGGAGAUUGAAGAUUAAUUGCAUCCCUCACCGUUCUUCUUACACCAAACUCGUUUCUGUUAUUAAUUCCCUCUCUUUUGUGAGAGCAUUAAAACUCUCAUAAAUAAAGUAGAACAAAAAAAUAUCAUUCAUUCCUUUGCUUCCUUCUCACUGUUACUUUCUUCUUCUUGCGUUUUAAGUCAUCUCUCUCCUUCUACCACUUCGAUUUUUUUUCUCUCUCAGCUCUAAACCUGGAGCUUGAUAUUACCCAUCAAACUUCAUCUUCCUCGUGAUCAUCGAGGAAGCUGUUCUCUUCUAUGGAAUGGAGAUUCUGAUGUUCCUCGUACGAAUCUAUCUUGUUUCGUCUGUUUUAGUUGCUGCUUCUUCCUCAGGAUUGGACUUGUUGUCUCCAUCAUCAUCACCACCGCCUCCGUUACCUGAAACUUCAAAAGGGUUUGGUGAAGUACCGAUUAGUUCACCGGAAUCUCACAAACCCGGCAAUGCGCCACCGCCUAAAGCCUCGCUACCAUCUAGUCCACCUUUAGCUGACGUGGCAGCUCCUCCACCGUCAUAUUCUUCCGGAACUAAAGCACCGAACCGGGAACCUAUUGUCUCGGUCCCUUCUGCUCCAGGCCCUGUUUCAUCCCCUGUUUCAGAUAUACCUCCAUUUCCAUCGGUGGCUCUGCCUCAGCCUACUCCAAGCAUUGUGCCUCCUAGAAAUGCUUCUAACAAAAAGCCUGUUGCUCCUGUUGCAUCUCCGCCAACCAUAUCAGUUGACAUUUCACCGCCAGUCAUACCAAAGUUACCACACUCUAGAUCACCUGUACCCACCUCUAGUCCAACAAGAACCUCACCGACUACACUCCCCGCUUUCCCCAUUGAAUCUCCUGCCGGUGAUAACAGAAGUCAUGUUGCUGCACCAUCCAAUGAAACUGCUAAACCCUUACCUACCUUACCACAUAAAGAUUCUCCUACUUCGACUGCCCCCUCACCCCCAAAAUUCAAUGGACACUCUCAUCACACAUCAUCAUCUCCUCCUUUGAAUCAUCUACAUCACCAAGAGCCAAAGAAGAUCAAAGAUAGUCCACCUCCACCACCACCAAAGAUGUCAAACCGUCCAAUCUCUUCCUCAAUGCACCCCAUCUCCAUAGCUCCAUCACCUUCUCCCACCCAAGCUUUCCCUCUCAGGUCCUCUUCAAAACCUCGAAAACUCCCACCUCUUCAAGCACUCCCUCCUCCUCCCCCUAACUCAGAUUGUUCAUCAACCGUCUGCUUAGACCCCUACACAAACACACCUCCAGGAUCUCCCUGCGGCUGCGUCUGGCCCAUUCAGGUCGAGCUUCGUCUCACCAUGCCCCUCUACGACUUCUUCCCAAUGGUCUCAGAGUUCGCUCGAGAGAUAAGUGCUGGAGUUUUCAUGAAACAAAGCCAAGUCCGUAUAAUGGGAGCCAACGCUGCCACUGAACAGCCUGACAAAACCAUUCUUCUCAUCGAUUUAGUCCCGCUUGGAGACAAGUUCGAUAACAUGACAGCAAUGCUCACUUACCAGAGAUUCUAUAGGAAGAAAGUGUACAUAGACGCAACAACCUUCGGCCAAUACGAGGUCGUUUACGUGCGUUAUCCUGGCUUACCGGUGUCUCCCCCUUCCGGCGGCAUGACUGUUAUAGAUCAUGAACCCUUCUCUCGUAAUAAUAACAACAACGGGAUGGUGAAGAAACCUUUCGGAGUUGAUGUUCCAAAGAAGAUGCGGAGGAAAGAGAUCAAUGGUGGAAGCAUUGCUGUCAUUGUUUUGUCGGCUGCUGCUUUUAUCGGUUUGUGUUUCGUCGUUGUUUGGUUCUUGGCUUUCCGGCGAGGGAGAGCUCGGCGGCGGCUUUCUACAAGAGCAUCACUACCUUCUCUCACCAAACCUCCAGGUUCUGUGAGAUCUUUAACCGGAAGCCGGUUUAGCUCUACUUCACUGUCCUUUGAGUCAAGCAUUGCUCCGUUGACUCUCUCUGCCAAGACGUUCACCGCAAGCGAGAUAGUGAAAGCUACUAGUAACUUUGCGGAGUCGAGGGUUCUUGGUGAAGGCGGGUUUGGGAAGGUGUAUGAAGGUCUUUUUGAUGAUGGAACUAAAGUAGCGGUUAAGGUGCUGAAGAGAGAUGACCAGCAAGGUGGGAGAGAGUUCUUGGCUGAAGUUGAAAUGCUUAGCCGUCUUCAUCACAGAAACUUGGUGAAUUUGAUUGGUAUCUGUAUUGAAGAUCGUAACCGUUCCUUGGUUUACGAACUUAUACCUAAUGGCAGCGUUGAAUCUCACCUCCACGGGGUUGAUAAAGAGUCUUUGCCUUUAGAUUGGGAAGCUCGGUUGAAGAUAGCUCUUGGUGCGGCUCGUGGAUUAGCUUAUUUACAUGAAGACUCGAACCCUCGAGUUAUACACAGAGACUUCAAGUCAAGUAACAUCUUGCUUGAACAGGACUUCACACCUAAAGUCUCUGACUUUGGUCUAGCUCGAAAUGCCCUUGAUGAUGAAGAUAACAGACAUAUAUCCACACGCGUAAUGGGAACUUUCGGGUAUGUGGCGCCAGAAUACGCAAUGACAGGGCAUCUAUUAGUGAAGAGCGAUGUGUACAGCUACGGAGUUGUGCUUCUGGAGCUACUCACGGGGCGGAAACCAGUGGAUAUGUCACAACCACCAGGUCAAGAGAACUUAGUUUCGUGGACUCGGUCUUUUCUCACGAGCAGAGAAGGGCUUGAAGCUAUUAUAGACCAGUCUUUAGGACAACCCGAGAUCCCAUUCGAUAGCAUAGCUAAAGUAGCUGCUAUAGCUUCGAUGUGCGUUCAACCGGAAGUAUCUCACCGUCCUUUCAUGGGAGAAGUAGUGCAAGCUUUGAAACUUGUAUGCAAUGAAUGCGAUGAAGCUAAGGAACUUAACUCUGUAACUUCACUUACUCACGAUGAUCUGGGAGAUGAUAAUGGAGCUGAGAGCUCUUGUGGUGGAGAGGGGUCUCGGAGGAUGGUUCGGUAUCCGUUGCUACCGAGUUAUGACUCUGAGCCUGGCACGGAGAGAGGACUUUCUGUGUCGGAAAUGUUCACUGGUUCGGGGAGGUUAGAGAGAGUGUCUAACUCUGGUCCUUUGGCCUCGGGUGGAGGCAAGAGGUUCUGGCAAAAGAUGAGGAGAUUGUCCACGGGGAGUUUGAGUGAGCACGGGUCAUCAUCACUCAUGGUACGGUCUGGUUCGCGGUGAAGGAUCUUGGGCUGGUUACAGAACAUUGGAGUUUUUGAUUGUCCCUUUUAAGUUAAGAAAGGUGUCUUGUAUUACAAGCAACUAUUCUUAACCUUAUGGAACCCGGUCAAGAGAGAUCAGUCCCGGUCCAAUAGUUAGUUGAAAAGAUGUAUUUGUAUCUUUAGAAGGAACAAGAGAUCAUGUGUUUAUCUGAUUUGAAUGUACAUAUCACGUUUAAGUCAAAAGGCAUCACACCUUUCUCUA
This is a messenger RNA of Brassica rapa (field mustard), 3577 nucleotides long. RefSeq names its product receptor-like serine/threonine-protein kinase ALE2. Gene Ontology annotation, biological process: protein phosphorylation. Gene Ontology annotation, molecular function: ATP binding; protein kinase activity. Lineage: Eukaryota; Viridiplantae; Streptophyta; Magnoliopsida; Brassicales; Brassicaceae. The record is from RefSeq and is a predicted model, not a curated record.